This is a messenger RNA of Neogale vison (American mink), 1479 nucleotides long. RefSeq names its product isthmin 1 (gene ISM1). The record is from RefSeq and is a predicted model, not a curated record. Gene Ontology annotation, biological process: negative regulation of angiogenesis. The coding region runs from base 1 to 1395 and encodes 464 amino acids. The transcript is spliced from 6 exons. Lineage: Eukaryota; Metazoa; Chordata; Mammalia; Carnivora; Mustelidae.
AUGGUGCGCCUGGCGGCGGAGCUGCUGCUGCUGCUGGGGCUGCUGCUGCUCACGCUGCACAUCACGGUGCUGCGCGGUUCGGGAGCCGCGGAAGGGCCGGACGCGGCCGCGGGCAACGCCAGCCGGACCCAGCUGCAGAAUAACCUCCACAUGGAAAGUGACUCUGCAUCAGAAACUAGCUUUCCUUUCUCCAAAGAAGCAGCCGGGGAACAUCUGGACCACCAGGCUGCACACCAACCCUUCCCCAGACAGCGAUUCCGGCAAGAGCCUGGGCACCCUUCACUGCAAAGAGAUGGCCCCAGAUCCUUUCUCCUUGAUCUCCCAAACUUUCCAGAUCUUUCCAAAGCUGACAUCAAUGGGCAGAAUCCAAAUAUCCAGGUCACCAUAGAGGUGGUGGACGGUCCUGACUCUGAAGCAGAUAAAGAUCAGCAUCCAGAGAAUAAGCCCAGCUGGUCAGUCCCAUCCCCCGACUGGAGGGCCUGGUGGCAGAGGUCCUUGUCCUUGACGAGGGCCAACAGCGGGGACCAAGACUAUAAGUACGAGAGUACCUCAGAUGACAGCAACUUCCUCAACCCCCCCAGGGGGUGGGACCGUCCAGCCCCAGGCCACCGGACUUUUGAAACCAAAGAGCAGCCAGAAUAUGAUUCCACAGAUGGCGAGGGCGACUGGAGUCUCUGGUCUGUCUGCAGUGUCACCUGUGGGAACGGCAACCAGAAACGGACCAGGUCUUGUGGCUACGCAUGUACCGCGACAGAAUCUAGGACAUGUGACCGUCCAAACUGCCCAGGAAUUGAAGACACCUUCAGGACAGCCGCCACCGAAGUGAGUCUGCUGGCAGGAAGCGAGGAGUUUAAUGCCACCAAACUGUUUGAAGUCGACACCGACAGCUGCGAGCGUUGGAUGGGCUGCAAAAGUGAGUUCUUAAAGAAGUACAUGCACAAGGUCAUCAACGACCUGCCCAGCUGCCCCUGCUCCUACCCCACCGAGGUGGCCUACAGCACGGCGGACAUCUUCGACCGCAUCAAGCGCAAGGACUUCCGUUGGAAGGACGCCAGUGGGCCCAAGGAGAAGCUGGAGAUCUACAAGCCCACGGCCCGGUACUGCAUUCGCUCCAUGCUGUCCCUGGAGAGUACCACGCUGGCCGCCCAGCACUGUUGCUAUGGCGACAACAUGCAGCUCAUCACCAGGGGCAAAGGGGCGGGGACCCCCAACCUCAUCAGCACCGAGUUCUCAGCCGAGCUCCACUACAAGGUGGACGUCCUCCCCUGGAUUAUCUGCAAGGGUGACUGGAGCAGGUACAACGAGGCCCGGCCUCCCAACAACGGACAGAAGUGCACCGAGAGUCCCUCAGACGAAGAUUACAUCAAGCAGUUCCAAGAGGCCAGGGAGUACUAAGGAGAUGUCCCCUCCGGUAUUUGUGACACAAAACGCAGUGCGCGGAUCUGCCGCCGGGGCAGGGCAGGGCCGGGCUUAUCCACA